Molecule: messenger RNA, 1795 nt
Organism: Cajanus cajan (pigeon pea)
Lineage: Eukaryota; Viridiplantae; Streptophyta; Magnoliopsida; Fabales; Fabaceae
Product: F-box/FBD/LRR-repeat protein At3g14710
Molecular function (GO): protein binding
Source: RefSeq, a predicted model, not a curated record
UUAUUAAUUUAUUUCAAGUUGUGUAUCGUUCUUCCUAUCGCAUUGUUAAGCUCUUUCUUUAUUACUAUUUUUAAAAUUUUAAAUUGUUACAGGUUUGUAGGAAGCUGCUAGGACUUUUGAUCUUUCUACUUUCCCAAUUUCACAAAUUUGGUCCUUCCAAAUAGUGCAUCAGGUUCUGUAUCUGUAGCCAUGGAUUCAAAUGCUGCAAAAAGGGAUGAUGCAACAUGCCAAACCAUGGUUGAAGCAAAAGACAUAAUAAGCAAACUACAUGAUAGCAUUCUUGGUUACAUAUUGUCUUUCAUUCCAACUAUGGAGGCAGUCCACACUAGUGUGUUAUCAACAAGAUGGAUUCAUGUUUGGAAAUCCAUCACCAAUCUAAAGUUUGAUGAUAGUGUGCUUUGUUGUGGGAAGAGGAUGCAAAAGGAACAAUUUGUGUGUUUUGUGAACACAAUGCUUCUUCACCAUGUCAAUUCAAGUGUCCAAAGUCUCUCUCUUUGUUUAACAUGGUAUCAUUAUGAUUCAUCACAGGUUAGUGCAUGGAUUUCCUCUAUAUUGAAAAGGGUUGUGCAAAAUCUUCAUAUUCAUAUUCACUAUGCUGAUAAACUCCUCUUUCCUUCCCAAACCCUCUUUGGUUGCAUCUCUCUAGUACAAUUGGUGCUUCAAAUGAGAUGCACUCUUAGUGUUCCAAUCUUUUCUUGUCUUCCAAAUCUUCAAAGUGUUACCCUUUCUGGGAUCAUGUUAGUGAGUGAAUCCGAAUCCUCCAAUUAUUCAGAAGAUAUAAUUCUUAGAUUCCCACUUCUCAAAGUGUUUGAAGCCAGAGGAUGUGAGUGGCAAACUAAGCAGAACAUCAAUAUAGAAGCACCUCUACUUGAAAGGUUUUCCAUAGCAAUAUGGAGAUCUCUUUCAAAUGAAUCACAUAAAUCUGGCAUCAAGAUUUUUGCUCCUUAUCUAGUAGAUUUCUCUUAUGAGGGCGAUCUUGAGCAGGAUAUCAUUCUAUUGAAUUCUUCAUCAAUUCGUAGUGCUUCUGUGGUGAUUGUUAUGGAUGAAGACAAAAUGGACAGAAUGGAAAAUCUUGGGUUUCAAGUGCAUAAUCUUCUUGCACAAAUCUGUGAAGUGGAACAACUGAAAUUACUGUUUUACAAGGUUUUAAUGCAUGGUACCAGUAUUUUCACCAAUCUACCAGUAUUUGGAAGGUUGACUUAUCUGCAACUAAAUGAGGUUUCUUGUGAAGCUCUGCUGAACUUGCUCCAUAAUUCUCCAAUUCUCAAUACUCUUGUUUUACAAAAUGGAGUAUUUGACUUGAAUAAAGAUGUGUUGACAUCUGCAUCAGUGCCUCAAUGCUUUGUGUCUAGCCUCAAAGAUUUUGAGUUUAGAGGAUUUAAUGUGCAUGAGCAUGAGCUUCUUCUGGCAAAAUUUGUGUUGGCAAAUGCAGCAGUGUUGGAGAGAAUGAAUAUAUGCACAGCUUUUUGGCUAAGGUAUUCAAAUAUUGACAUGGAGAAAGUGAAGGAGCAAAUACUCUCUUUUCCAAAGUGUUCUAGCCUUGUCAUGAUAGAAUUUUCUCAUGUCAACGAUUAAUUCCUGAAGCCACAACUGUUAUCCUUAGUUUCUUCUAUCUCUAACUGGAAUCUCUGGACCAUAACAAUGUAAAAAUUAAAUGAUGUGUAUACAAAUAAGUUGAAAGAAACUAUAAGGCUUUAGGUUUUAGAAAGUACUCUUUCAGAAGCUUUUAAAUGAGCAUGUAUACAGAAGAGUUGCUUAUUUAAAUAAGGUUUAAUUUUACUUUUGUUACCAAAUA